Drosophila bipectinata is the source of this 767-nucleotide messenger RNA. RefSeq lists its product as uncharacterized. NCBI's taxonomy places the organism in Eukaryota, Metazoa, Arthropoda, Insecta, Diptera, Drosophilidae. The record is from RefSeq and is a predicted model, not a curated record.
CUGAGAAAAUUCAGUCAAACAAAAUCAUCUGAACACCAUUCCAAAAUUUCUUCACAUAUUCAUAUAUAUACCCUUCUCUCCCCUUCACCAAGUCAUGUCGCGUUUGAACUCCAGGGAUGAGGUGCCCCGGGAUAGGGAUCUGGCUCAGGAGCUGCGCCAGGAGAUUAACCGUCAUUCGCAAGAGAUCAGCUUUAAUUUUUGGCAAGAGUUCGAGCACAUCCGUUCCACACAGCAAAGGCGAAUGGUAGAGGAACGCCUGCAACGCGAAAGGAUUAACACAAUGAUGCGGGAUGGACAGGAGGCGGCGAACCAGGAGGCGGAGGCCUUGAGUCGAUCGAUCAGUGCCCAGGGCAUGACCAUGGAAUCCACUAUGCUACCUACCCCACAGCCCACCACCAAUGUCACGAACUCUCUGGUCCAGGCAGUCAGAAAUGUCUCACAACGGAUGAGUCCUUCGGUUAAACGUCGCAACCAGGCCAAGCCAAGUUUCCAAGCAUCAAAGACCUCCAAAUCGAAGCCGAAACCAGAAAUAGAGAGUGGGUCCUUGAGGAUCUCCCCGGCUCCCUCAAAUAUUCCAAGGGCCCCGCCCACCUCCAGAGCCACAAUGGUCUCGCCCAAUAUUUCGAACCGUACCACUCCGGAUAUAUCCAAGAUUCGGUUAGCCAACAAGCCCAAGAAAUAAAGAUUAAAGCUCAUAGCCUCACAAAAUUGAUAUACUUUAAUGAGAAACAUUUACAAGACAUUAUGGAUCCAUUUGAGUUUUUCUU